Messenger RNA from Penicillium soppii, 2211 nucleotides. RefSeq lists its product as uncharacterized. Bases 1 to 2211 code for a protein of 736 amino acids. The transcript has 4 exons. The record is from RefSeq and is a predicted model, not a curated record. Gene Ontology annotation, biological process: transcription initiation at RNA polymerase III promoter. NCBI's taxonomy places the organism in Eukaryota, Fungi, Ascomycota, Eurotiomycetes, Eurotiales, Aspergillaceae. Gene Ontology annotation, molecular function: histone acetyltransferase activity. Gene Ontology annotation, cellular component: transcription factor TFIIIC complex.
AUGUUGAGACCCGUUACUCUGUCACUAUAUCCAUCCUGUCGUGACGCCAUCUCGUGGUCCGAGGACGGCGAACUCGCUAUUGCGGCCGGUGAAUACUUUCACAUUCUAACACCAAGAAAUGGUAAAGAUGCAGAACCUGCUCCAAACUCAGACCCAGAUUGGAUCAUUACUCGUGUUCGAGCCAAUUUGUUUACGAAUGCUGAAUGGCCCAGCUUCCUGCCUGGAAAUCGAGAUGAGUUCUCAAUUGCCGCAGAACAAUCAAAUGCCAACAUCAUUAAUCUGGCCUGGUCCCCAUUAGGUGUUGGAAAAUAUCGACGUAGCGUGCUCACUGUACUGACGUCGAACUUGGUGCUAUCCCUUUGGGAACCUCUCGGUCUUAAAAAGCAAUGGACUCGAGUUCGAAUUAUCAACCAUACUUACUGGCCACAACCUGAACAUUCUCGGGACCCAAAAGAUCAUGGAUAUCGGAAGACUAACAUUCGAUCAUUCGCCUGGUGUGAUUCUUUCAAGGCUUCGGACUCCACAGACCCUUCUGCUCUGCCAGCGCAUGAAAGUCGCUGGGGAGCUUCUCUGCUGACGGUAGUGAAUGAUCUGAAUGAGAUCAGCGUCAUACAAGUUCGCAGAGCAAAUUCCGUCUAUAUGUCCUCCAAAAGCUAUGGUCUUAAAAUUCUAGCGACUCAUUCUCUUGGGAACCAAGAAUUGAACAACACCUUGAUUUACUCCGGAUCCCUUUUUGCCCGUGCUUUCAAGGAGCAACAGCGAACCACAUCGCUCUCCUAUGGUCCGUGGCUGAGUUCACCCAAACAAACUUCCGGCGACAUUGACUGCGCAAUUGCCACUCUGGCUGCCGUGUGCGGAACGCAGCUUCGAUUUAUCAAGCUCACUGCAAUGUGCGAAAGCUCGACUCAGAAUAAGAUACAGCAGUGCAAAUUGUCAGCAAGGUUGGAACAGCAUCCCCUGGAGCUUUCGAAUGAGGCAUGGGCCAAUCGUCAUGUCACUGGGCCCAUUGGAUGGCUUCAUACGAAAUCAUCCGCAAGUAUCUCUCUAGCAGUGGGUAUCAUGGCAGGGUUCGUCGCCAUUACCAUGUCUAGCGCUAGUUACACUACAGAUGGCACUGAUGUAGAUGCCCUUCGAGUAUGUGAAUGGCCGAUUUUUGAGCCUGAGAAUGAAGACAAGCCCUAUCGCAAGGAAAGGCACUUGGAACCGAUCUCCAGUAUGUCCUGCACUUUGGCCCAACCCCCUCAGAGCACUACUGACGUAAUUUCAGGCCUGCUUGCUACUAAGGACGAGCGCAGCGACAACUGCCGAUUGCAUUUGGGCACCCUUGGUGGAGUUGGGUUAACGGCUGAAUUGUCCAAGAUUCAAAAUGAAAACGCUCUGCAACAACCGCAAUGGAAACGCAUGAUCGAAGACUUCGAAGAAAAAUAUGACUCAGAUUACGAUCUGGGAGGAAUGUUAGUCUCGAGAAUCUGGGGACUUGCCACCUGUCGAAAUAUCACCGCAGCAAUCUUCGUCAACCACCCCACGGAUAUGGUCGAGUAUCGAGUCGCCUCUGACGACAGCGCUACAAUUGUCUUUUCGGAGGAGUUCGGACGCAUUGCAGAUACACGAGCCGUGUUCGCGCCGCGGGCACUUAAUGGACAAGCUCUUGAUCACGAUCAGGUUGGAGAAAUGGUACGCUUCGUGCUACCUGGUGCUGAUGGUGACGUUGAACUCGAUGAGGAGAGCCAGCGACUUAUCUACGUCGUUGCCUGUCGUGCCAUUGUGGGUGAGAGCGAUAAGUCACUUCGUGCCCACACUCAACGCUCUCUGGAACGACUGGCAAUAGUCACAGGCGCAGACCUGACUGAAGAAAUCUCCAAAUGUAAACUCAGUCCUUCUUUGGUCGCUGCAAAGUCCAUCGAUCAUGUGAAUGGUCCGGGUGGCCACCUUUACGAGAAAUGCGAGGUGUGUGAGGCAGGAAUUGGUUGGUGCUCGGUGACGCACGCUCGGUGUGCCAACGGCCAUAUCUGGCUUCGAUGUGGGGUGUCUUUCCUUGCUAUCCAAGAACCUGGAAUCUCCAAAUGGUGUUCAUGCUGCUGCACAGAAUCCCUCGACGAAGAGUAUGUGGCUUCUGCGCGUGGCCGUGAAUUAAGCAAGACUAUCAGUGGUCUCUUCGCGACCUUUGAUACCUGCCUUUACUGCGCAGGUAAAUUCCAGUCUAAUUACUAG